CUCUCUCUCUCUCUCUCUCUCGACUGUCACUUUCCCUUUCUCUCGUUGUUGACCAUGAAAGCCUCUGGAAGUCGCAGAGCUCGAUUCUACUCUUCCUCCGCCACAACCACCACUGUCACUUACACGAUUCAAAAUGAACACUCUAGCCCUCAGACCAAAACCGAAACCACCCAAAUCCCCGUCGAAUCCCCCUCCGAUGAACCACCUAUCCCCAUCACCGUCCACGUUUCUACCCAAUUCCAAGCACGGGAAUCUUUAGCUGCUCUUAAAAUCCAAGCUGCCUACCGAUCUUACAUAGUCCGUAACCUCGUCAAGAAGAUCUCAGCCGUCAAUUUUGAAGCUAAUCUCUUACAACGCCUCAUCCAACGCCAGGAGACAGUUGAUGCUGUAAGGACCAAUGAGAGGGAGAGGAUCAAGAUCAACGAGGCUUUAAUGGGCUUGUUGCUGAUGCUGGACUCAAUACCUGGGGUUGAUCAGACAGUGAGGGAGCUGAGGAGACACAUGAGCCGUCGGAUCGUGGGGUUGCAGGAGAUUUUAGAUUCAAUUUCGGACGCAAGAGUGGAGAGUUGGGAUGGGUUUCUGAGGGAGUGGGAUGAUGCCCUAGCGGGGAUUGAGAAGGAGGUUUGUAGAGAGAGAGGAGGUGGGCAUGAAAUGGAGAGGUUUUGCGCUGAGAAUUUGGGAUUUCGGUGCUUGCAGAGGUUUCUUCGUGAGCAAUGAUGCUAUCAUGUUAGAAACUACUCCUUGUCAAUACCUAUGAAUGCUUUAUUUUGUUUUUUAUUUGUUUUUUUUUUUUUUUUGUUGCAUAGGUGAAAGGUUAAAUUACACUAAAAUGUUUAUGGUGCUUUUCAUUAUUUUAUUUACCAACUCUAACUGCUGCAAAGGUGUAGUUGCAGUAUCUGUAUAAUAUACUGG
Molecule: messenger RNA, 912 nt
Organism: Ilex paraguariensis (yerba mate)
Lineage: Eukaryota; Viridiplantae; Streptophyta; Magnoliopsida; Aquifoliales; Aquifoliaceae
Source: the annotation of a GenBank genome assembly